UUCGUUCUUCACUUGAAUUCGUGUGCUCGUCAUAAACACAUCAAUUGUCGGUAUUAAUUGUCGUCUAUGUCGUGUAUAUACAUACAAAAGUUAGAGAAGGAGAAAAAAAUUUAGCAAUUCAUAAAACAAAUCAAAUCGCUUUGUGAUUCAAAUAAAAAACUAUACAGUUUUCGUUAGUUAAACGACACGGCGACAACUAAUUACACUAAUAUUCGCAUACAUUUUAUAUUCAUGGGCAGAAAAAUAUUUUCGGAAAAGCUAUAAAAAGCAACUACUACAGCGAGCAGAAUUUCCAAGCAACGUGCGAGCAAAUUUACGUCAAACGAAAAAGUCUCCUUAGAAAAAGUGUAUCUACCGCGCAAUCGUCAGAAAGCGGAAAAUUCAUACAAGAAAAAAGUGAAGCGGCAAGCAAAGUAUUUAUAUACAUUAUAAAGAAAAUCGAUAAAUCGAUUGGCAAGUCCAGUAGCCGAACCUCUCACAAUUUCAAUAAAAACGCUAGCCACAGCGUUGCCAACUAACUGCAUUUUCGUGCAAUCUACGUUGACGUAACCGACGCAGUUGUCGGUGUCGCCACCAAGCAGCAAAACAGCAAAGUAAAAAAAUUUACGCAACAGCGCAGUUGAGCUAAAAAAAGCUUCAAAAUUCUGGCCGCAACGAGAAAACCACACGCCAACACAAUGGAUUUUAUGAUGGCGAAUGCCGGUGCUGCAGGCGCCGUUGACGCUCAGGCCCAAUUAAUGGCUCAGACCGCUGCGAAUCCGGCCGCUGCCGCAGCCGCCCUAGCCGCUACGAAUGCAUCGCCUGCGCAGACUGCUGCCGCUGCUGCAGCUGCCGCACAACUGCAACAGCAGCAGCAGGUGCAGCAGGCCAUUUUACAGGUGCAGCAACAGCAAACACAACAAGCUGUCGCCGCCGCCGCUGCAGCCGUCACUCAGCAAUUGCAGCAGCAGAACACCAAUGGAAAUUCGAAUGGUCAGCAGAAUGGCAGCAAUGGCUCAAGCGAGACACGCACCAAUCUCAUUGUGAACUAUUUGCCACAAACAAUGACUGAAGAUGAAAUACGUUCGUUAUUUUCCAGUGUAGGCGAGAUCGAAUCCGUAAAAUUGAUACGUGAUAAAUCACAAGCCUUUAUGGAUCCCUUAAAUCCGCAAGGACCAACCAAAGGUCAAAGUUUGGGUUAUGGCUUCGUCAACUAUGUACGCCCACAAGAUGCUGAACAAGCAGUAAAUGUAUUGAAUGGUCUGCGUUUGCAAAAUAAAACUAUUAAAGUGUCAUUCGCUCGCCCCUCAUCGGAUGCCAUUAAAGGCGCUAAUUUAUAUGUCUCUGGACUGCCGAAGAAUAUGACACAACCAGAGUUGGAGGCUAUUUUUGCACCAUUCGGCGCUAUUAUCACGUCACGCAUACUACAAAAUGCUGGCAACGAUUCACAGACAAAAGGCGUUGGUUUCAUACGCUACGACAAACGUGAAGAGGCAACACGCGCCAUUAUUGCAUUGAACGGUACCACUCCUUCCGGUUGUACCGACCCCAUUGUGGUGAAAUUCUCGAACACACCUGGCAGCACCAGCAAGAUCAUGCAACCACAGCUGCCUGCAUUCCUCAAUCCACAGCUGGUGCGGCGCAUCGGCGGCGCAAUGCAUACACCGGUCAAUAAGGGCUUGGCCCGUUUCUCACCCAUGGCCGGUGAUAUGUUGGACGUUAUGCUGCCCAAUGGUUUGGGUGCGACAGCGGCCGCAGCAAGCGCACUAGCCAGUGGUCCGGGCGGUGCUUAUCCCAUCUUCAUUUAUAAUUUGGCGCCCGAAACGGAGGAGGCGUCAUUAUGGCAGCUAUUCGGGCCAUUCGGCGCAGUGCAAUCGGUCAAGAUCGUUAAGGAUCAAACUACGAAUCAGUGUAAAGGAUAUGGUUUCGUUUCGAUGACCAACUAUGAUGAAGCGGCAAUGGCAAUUCGCGCACUCAACGGCUACACACUGGGCAAUCGGGUGCUGCAAGUUAGCUUCAAGACCAAUAAAUCCAAGUAAGACCCCUUUCAACUGAACUUCAGUAGUAGCAGCAAAAAGCAACAAUAGUAGUAGUAAACAACAACAACAACAUCAUACAUAUACAUACAUGCACAACGCAAAAACAAAAACAAGGUAGCGGAAAUACAACAACAAUUGCAGGAACAAACCACGAAAAGCGGAGAGAGCUAUAUAACAUCAGGCAAGUUGGUGGAAAUGCGCGAGUUGGAUUUUUGUAGAAGUUUGUUAGUGUGCGUGCGUGGGAGAGCAUGUUGUGGGGGAUGGAUUGGGUUUACGCUCUCAACAUCUACACACUUUUAUUGUCCACAUGCGAUUUACCACGUGCUCGCCAACCGCGUAUUUUCCAUUUUUUGUAUUAAGAAAUUCUAAGAGAAAAUUAAAAAGUACAACCUUAAAGAAAUUCUGACUUUGAGCUAACACAAAGGUAUAAAUUAAAUUAAUUAAUAGACUUGCGAAAGUAAAAUUAAUUCAUUUAAUUUAUUGUUAAACAGCUAAAUUAAGUUAAUGACAAAAAACAAACAGAGUAGUAGGUGAAAGAAUAAAUCGGCAAAGAGAAAAUUGUGUUAUAGCACAGAAGCACCAGAAAGGCUCAUUCGUGAAAAAGAGAGGGUGAGUCAGCGAAUAUUCAGCGUUUUGAAAAUACGUAAGCCAAAAGCAUUGAAUGUGUUUUGUUUUCUCGCCACCCGCAACUGGCUAGACAACACUUUUGUGCAAAGAAAAUGUGAGCACAAAUGCGUGCUGCAAAUAUUAAAAUGGCGCGGCAAGUGCCGGUUAGCAACCAACCCCUCGAUAAGCGCGACAGCAGGCGGCAGUUUUCUCACACGCCACACCAUGGGUAUAUUGAACAACCACUUUUUAUCAUACAACCCUCAUGUUUUGCAUUGGUUCUUAAUGAACCUGCCGUUUUUGAUUGUUUCAAAAAAUAUAAGGUGAAGGCUGGUUUGACAUACAUAUAUUCGUGUAUAGUAUAUUUAACGUUUACCGUAGGUUUUGCAAAACUUGGCAAAUUUCAGUAUAUUCCCGUGCAGAAAUAUUUCUUGCAUAUUAAGCAAAUUCUCAGCAGCAAUUAAAAGUUAUUACUCAAAGUAUGCUAUUUUUAAAUUUGCCAACAGCUGAAACACUCGCCUGUGUGCCUCUGUGUUUAUACUUAUGUGAGCAGGCUGCCGGUUGCUGGCGCGCAAAAGUAAAUAAAUUACUUAAAUUCAUUUCUAACAAAUUUUAUGCAACAUAAAAAUGUCUAUAACAAGCGAACGUAAAUUUACAUUUAGAAAUUUGAUGAGGAUGGUUGCAAAGAGUUGUGGGUGUAUGGGUGCAGUUAUGCUUAGCGAAAAAUUACUGGCAAAUCAGAAUCAAUACAGAAAUUUAUCGGCCAUCCUCCAGUGUUAAGAUGUAAUUGGGUUUCUUUUUUUCACUUCUUCAAAUAAAAUAGGCUGAAUUUUUGCUGAUUUUGUUCUUUGUUUGAAUGUUCAUUAUAUUGUAAGAAUAAGAAGCUAAGCUAAAUGUCGCAAAGAAAAAAUACGCGCCCGUACGAAGAUUUCUAAAAUGGUGGAGAAUUCGUGGCAAUUUGAAUAGAAAAAGUAAAUAAAGAAAUACAGAAAAAAUACAGCUUUGAUAUCAUAGCUGAAGAGCUAUAGCUAUAGAGAAAGAAAAAAGUUUAGAGAUUUGCAAAUCUAACUCCAAGGAAGUGUUUCUGUAUUUGUUUACAUUCCUUCAAAUUUGCUCACGCGCGUUGUCUAACUCUCCAAAGGCGUUGCUGCGUGCUCGUGUAUGAAAAAAAUAUUUAUAAAAUACAAUGAAACCUUCUAUUAAAUUGAAAUUCAACAAAGAAAUCGGCACAUGAUUUUUUUUUACCUAUAAAAAUAGUUACCUUGAAAACGAAUUCAAAAUGAAAAGCAAGUUGUACUAAACUACUAUUAAAUAAAAGUAUAUAUAAAACCGGGAUGCUUAAUGUGCGCCAAUUUGGCAGAAACUAUAUACAUAUAAUGUAUGCUACAGGCAUCAGACAUUGACAACAACAAAAAAGGGUAAACGUAAUCUUCCGAAACGUCAUAAAAACGUAAAACACGAACUUGGCCUACUGGCAGCAAUAAAAGUAUUUUAAAUUAAUUUUCAUUUGCAAUUUUUAAAGUUGAACAUUUUUACACGAUUUUUAAAUAAAAUAGCGCGUUUAAAGAAAUUUGAAUUUCAAAAUGCAUUAAAAUAGGCAGAGUGCGAAUGCUCGCUUGCAAGGCUUGAGGGAAAUAGCUAUGGCUAGCAGUAUGAGCGCGUACGCAGGUCAUAAACAAAUAUAUAUUUUAUGGAAUAAAAAAUAAUUACUUAAGCAGUUAAAGAGUUUUUUCUUGCUAUACAAAGCCAAUAAAUGGCAGUAAUAAUAUUCAAAAGCUUAGUAAACAUAUUAAGAAAAGUGAAAAAAAUUGGUUGAAAAUCAAGUGGCACGCUUCGGAAAUCGCAGAAAAGCAAGCGGGAGCGAUAGUAAAAUAAAUUAAAACUUAAAAAAGCAGGAACCAGUUUUUAAAUAUUUAAAUAGACUAGCGAGAGCAAACUAGUAAAUGAAAUAAUAUAAAUAAAUAAUAAAUUUAGAGGACAUAGUAAAAGCAACGUCAUGGAGGCUGCUACAGUAUUAAAUAGUAAAAGUGAAAAAAAAAAAAAUUAUGAACAAAGAACUUUGGUUUAAGUUUAUAAUAAAAUAGAAAAUGAAAGCAAAUCCUGCGUGCGUCCUGGUGAAUUAACCCAUUUAGCAUAGGAAUAAAAAAGAGUAUAGCGCGUUGGUUUUGCAAUUGUAAUUUAAAUUUUAAUUAAAAUAUAGAGGGCCAUAGCAAGACAGUAUCGAGUGUGGAACAAUAAUUAUACAUACAUAUAUAAACAUAUAAUAGACCCACAGAAAGUUGAAAAAAAAACAUAAAUACUUUUAAUCAAAUAAAAUUCGUACAUCAAUUCAGUCAAAAUAAUACACACAAGCAAUGCAAUAUAAAUUAAAAAAAAAAUCAAAAACAAUCUAAGUAUAAAAAUUUAUCAUUUAUCUAAUAUUUAUAAUAAUUGUUAACAAAAAUGUUGUAUGUAGUUCACAUACGGUAACUUAAUACAGUAUUUUACAUCCAUACAUACUUCAGUAUGCAUGUAUGUUAACGAAACUACCAGUCAAACGCACAUCUUUUGUUGUGCAUUUUGGUGGAGGGAAAGUACGAAGUGUCGAAAAAUAUGUCGACGUCGUUUUUAACAGAAUUUCUUUUUGUUUUAUUUAUAUGCUCACGCUUAUAAUGGGGUUAAAUAAUAUAAGUAUUUAACUCCAGAGAAAUUUCAUGCUGAAGCAUAGUAAAAGCUACGAGCAUAAAAAGUAACUAGAAAAUUUAUGCGCCUUUUAAUACGCCGAGUAGUGACAAGAACGCUUUGAAUAGAAAUAUUAGCUUAACAGCAUACGGCCCAAGUCAUACAACAAAAUGCAGUUUAAUUUUUUAUAUCGCAGUUAAAUAUUCGUACGCGCUGAAAAGCGUCGUUUGCUCGCUGAAUCUGCAAUGUAAGCGCAACAAAUCAUAAAAUUGAAUCAGUACAAAUGUACUUAUGUAUGCGCAUUUGAAUGUCAUUGAAUGACAUUUUUAAUAGGUUCGAAUUCGAUCUUGUGCAAUUUGAAAGCGCUGCACAGGGUUGUGAUAAUGCGCUUAAUCAGAAGGAUUUUAGACUUGGCAUUGGUUAUAUACUGUUUAUAUGCUGAAAGCAUCCUAAUUAAAUGUUUAACAGACUGCACCAAAUGACGCCGGCAUUGACCUGACCUAGCACUACUUUUUCACCACCGCUGCUGCUGCAUAAAGCGAAUAAUGUGAAAAUGAAAAUUUCUUGCGACAAAAUUGCAAUGUAAAGCACAAAACGCCCACGAAUACAAUAAAAACUAACAUGUGAACGUAUUUUAAUGUGAAGAAUAGUACGGUUUAGACGACAUACAAAUAUUUUCCUUGUGACACACAUGCGUAUGUAUUUAUGUGCAUAUGUAUGUAUUUGUAAAUUUUUAACAAAAACUUAUUAUUUUGCGUAUUUCCAAUAUUUUAGCUUGGUUUGCUUUCAAAAAGGUAGAAAAGAAGAAUAAAACGAAAUUGGGUAUUCAUCUCACAUAGAGACAGCAUUCCAAUUGUUGGAGAUAUUUCGUUGAGUACGAUUUUGUUUUUCAUUUUUCAUGAAUACCUAUUUGAUUUCGUAUGUAGUGCAAUAUAUUGACUUCUUGUGUUGGUUUCUUUGUUUCGAUUUCAAUUUCAUUUUGUUUGCGUUGUUGCGGAAAUACAGUUUAGUGAUCUUUUAUUUCGAUUUGUUCCAAUCAUUAUUAGUGCGAAAAUUCGAAUUGGUUUUGUACAAUAAAUUUAUUAAUUUAGAAUUAAUUUGUUAAACAAAAUAUGUUUUUAUUACGUGAACUCUGCUGCAUACCACCAUAUUUUCAAUUCCUGCAGUUUUUGGGAUAAGUUCGAUUUCUCACGACAGCUACUACUCUUCUGUUUGUUGUUAUUGUUUUUUUUUUUAAUUUAAAAAUUUUUAAAUUUAAUCAAUAGGCUCGUAUAUAGAACUUUUACGCGUAUACCCAGUUUUAUAAUUUAAUUUUACAUACAUAUAUAAAAUUAAUUCAUGGAAUGUUGACGCGUGUGCGUGAUCCCCAGCUAAUUUGUACACAUAAUACAUACAAACACAUAUACAUGCACACACACAUAUAUACAGUAAACAUAUAAAUAAUUAAGCGAAAUAUAUUUAUAUAUACAUACAUAUUUAUUGCAUAUUUACACAAUUUAUAUAUAUAAUAUAUACAUACACACAUACAUAUUAAAUGUAUUUAUUUGAUUUCUUAUAUGUUAUAUGCUGUUAAAAAACGACAAUUGUGUUUUCAAUUUCAUAUAUAAAGGGUGGCCCAUGAAGUGGUUUCUUUUAAAAAUUUCAAAAAAAAAAAAAAAAAAAAAAAAAAAAACAAGAUGAGCAAAAGUAAAUUUUCCCGUAUGUUAUUGUUUUAUUCGAAAGAGCAAACAUUCCCAUUAUUUACGAUGCCAUAUAUAAUGAUGCCUCAACUCCAAAAUCCACUCCAAGCUGUCGCUCUCUCGCUUGCUUGCGAACAUAGCCGCCGCGAUGAAAAGCCGCUUCGUCGGAAAAGAUGAUUUUCGUUGUUUGUGCAAAAUUCGCAUCAGGCUGUUGCGUGAAAUGUUGAGUUGUCGGAACGCACUAUUUGGGCUACACAACUUUAACUUUGGAAACAAGUUUGCAAUAUUCCCCAACGUUGUUCAGGCGCAAAAGCGAUUCAUUGCAUUCCGCGAGGAUAUGGUAUUGACUUUCUGUGAAGAUUUCCAGCGGGGAAAGAGCUGCCACUGUCACAAAAAAAACCACUAUAUGUACCACCACUUAUGUAUAUACAGAUGUAUAUAAGAAAAUUUAUAUUUGCAUUAACAGUUAAUCACACAAGUACAUAUAUUAUCUACACGCCAACAUAAUUACAAACAAACACAUAGGUAUAUAUGUAUGUAUUCACGUGUAUGUCUAUUUAAACAUAAUUUGGUAGCUGUUAAGUGAUUUAGUGUAGAUUUGCAAUUUUCGAUUUAACAUAUAGCAAAAUAGCUAAAAAAUAGCGUUUUAGGGGUAUUCACGGUGACUGUUUGCCUAGAGUAGUAGUUUUGCCAAGCAGGGCGAAUAGCACACUUGGUUAGCACCGCGAAUACCGGUUUUUUCAUAGGUGCGCAUAGAAAGGCAUGAGCAAAUGCUAGCGCGGCAGUAAGAGAAGUUACAAAGCAAAACAAAAAGAAACCCAGAAAAAAGUAAAAAAUAUUUAUUAUAUUAGUUCAUUAUUAAAGUAGUACAUUUUGAAUGCUAAACUAUACGUUGUGGUUUGUGCCACAUGUAUUGCUAUAUUACUAUUAUUAUUUUUUCUUAAGAAGUGAAAGAGUGGAACAUGAACAAAAUAUGCAAACGAAAGCGAAGAAAGUAAACCGAGCGCUAAGCUAGGAAACGCAUAAGAACAAAUAAAAUAAUUAAGUUAAUAUAAAGCGAUGUAAACUUAAGAACGUAGUUUUAGUAGAGAAACCGGUGGUAAACAAAAAACAAAAAAAAACAUGAAAAAAUCACAAGUAUACACAAAACGCAUGAAACAAACAAGGAUUCUAGUCAAAAAUGCAAAACAAAAAAUGCGUAACGAACAGGCGAGGAGAAAAGCAAGCAGUGUAGUAAAAAAGAGAAACAGUUUGCUACUGAAGUUAGGCAGUGGCAUAAUGAAGUUCGAAUAAAAAAUGAGAAUAACUUAAAUGAUUAAGUCUCACAUAGUACAUACGUAUGUAUGUAUGUGAAAAUUAUGAAUGAAAAAAAAAGAAUAAAAUAAUAAAAUCGAUUAAAAGGUAUACAGCUAUAGAAAUUACUAUCUAGCACUUAGUAGUUCAUACACAUCAUUCGAAACAACUGAGAAAGCUAGAACAGAAAAGCACUAUAGCUACAACCGUUCAUUAUGCAAUGCAAUUAUUAUGUUUAUGAUAAGCAAAAACAAAAACAAAUAGUUCAAUAUUUAAAUUAAUAUGAAAGCAUUCAAACUGAAAUUUAUUUACCAAGUGCUAAUUCUGUUUGAAUAAGUUUUCGUGCAACUAAUUAAUUAAAUUUCGACAGUAAAGUAGUCUGCAUUUUGCACAUUCUUCUAAGAUUUCUACAGUUUCUCACUUUUCGGCUGAUUGAUAGAGAUACACAAAUUAGUUAAAGCAAAAAACAUUUCGUUUCGAAAAAAUUUCCACAAUUUAAAAAAGAAAAUGAAAAUUCGAAAACUUGAGAAAAAUCGGUAAAGAAAAGUAAUCGAAUAAUAUUAGAAAAUCGAAUAAUGCUAGAAAUUUUAUGCAUUAACCAAUUGAGAAUUGGAAAUUCAAAAACUAGCAAAAAAAAUAUUGGAAUUUUUUGUGAAAAUGGCCUGGCAUCAUGGCUUUUGCAAAUUACAAAGACAGUUCGCAAUUAUGUGCAAAUAUCCUGCAAAACACGGCUUUUGCAAACUACAGCCAGCUACCGAUAAAAAUAAUGUAUGCAUGUUUUGUUGUUGGGUUGCCAUGUUAUUUGCAUUUAAUUGUGAAUUGCUCUAUACAUUUUAGUGUUUUAUUGCCAUAAUAAUUUUCCGAUGCCGUAAUGCCUGGUUGUUUGCUCUUAAUUGUGAUCUACCCUAUUGGGUGUAUCGUGUGUGGUAUGCCAUACAGUGGUGUGAGUGGAGCUUUGCAGCGGCUCUGCAAUACACUGGCCACUUCCACUCCACCAUUACCUACUAAUAAAGUGCUACACUAAAGCAUCUUCAGCACUACGCGCUUUUCAAACUACUUUCGUUUUCAAAUAAGAAUUUAUAAUUUUUUUUUUAAUAAUUUCACUAUUUUCAGUCGUGCAUGGCUUUCUAAACCUAAGCCAAUUUUUCGUGUUUCAACUCACUUUUCUGAUUUUUUCAAUUCUUUGUCUUAUACUGUUGUGCCACAAAAAAAGUUCAAAAUAAAUUGAAUGGCGAUUGUAAAAAUUGCAAAGAAAAAAUAAUUUCAUUACGCACGUAAAUCUGUUGAGAUUAUUGUAGAGACUUAAAGCCUCCGAAGUGCACACAAAACCAUAACCUAAAAAAAAUUAUUACAAAUAUAUUUGUUUUGCUAAAAAACGGAGAGAAAUUCUGUGCAAUAGUGUCUACGCGAAAAUGUGUAUCUCAGAAGAAAGUAUACAUUUUUUUGCAUAUAUUUUAAUAACACUACUUUUUAAUGUAGUAUUUAUUUUAAGCAUUAAUUUUUAAAUGGAAACAAGCAAACUUAACAAAAACACGUAGUUGAAAAAUGAAAGCGAAAGAGUAGUAAAAUAAGAGAAACAAUUGCAUAUAUCCAAAUGCAAGAAGCAAAAUAUUGAUAAAAUGCUUUGCUUUUUUCUUGAAACAACAACAAAACAAAAAAAAAAAGAAUUUUUUAAUGAAGAAUGCAGAAUCUACAAACACGCGCGAAAAUAGAGGGGGAAAAGAGGAGUGCAGACACUCAAGAGCAGCAAAAAGAGAAUACACAAAUUGGCAAGAAAAUCGAGUUUUAAUGAAACUAAAUCGGAAAGGGCGGAAAAGCAAAACUAAAAUGAAAAGUUACAUUAAAUGUAUGUUUGUUGCGAUGAAACCUCAGAGGAAGUGCAGCAAUAGCAAAGCGGUCAAUGCAGUGUAUGGUUGUACUUACAAGAAUUAUUGAAAAUUAUGUAAACAAUGUCAAAGCAUGCAAAAGUUAGAGGAGAGAGGAGGUGUUGGCAAAUACAAGAAGUCGUUAUCAAUCAAUAUGUUUAGAAAGAGCGGCACAAAAUAAAAAAAGAGACUAGCAAGACUAAAAAUUGCAGUAUUUUGAGCAAAUAAGCAGCUAGACAAAGCAGAAAAAAUGCACGAAGAUGGCGAAAAACAAGCGAAGUGAAAAAAAUAAUUAAAAAUUAAUUCAUAUAGCAACAGACCAACUCAAAUUGACGUACAAAAGCAAAAGCGCAGCUACGAAACUUAAAAACGAAAACUUAAAGUAGCGGCAGUUUAGGGGUUUCUCUUUUUUUUUCAAAUUGCAUUUUUGAAAUGUGUGCGUUUUAUUACAUAUAAUUCGUUUUUUUUUAUUUACAUAAUUAUUAGUUUUUAAUUUUAAUUUUCAUAUUAUGAUCCACAAUUUAUAUAAAUGUUUUAUGUUUUGUAAUUAUUACCAUGAUAUGCGUACCUUAACAAAACGAAGCAAAACAAAAGAAAAUAAUAAUAGAUUGGGUAAACAAUAAUAAUAAUUACUAUUUUUAUGGGUUUUCAGUUUGUUUUGUAUGAUUUCUUAAUAUUUGUUUUUAAUUGAAUAAACCACAAAAUAGCAUUCAAUAAAAUAGCAGUUUGUAAACCAUAGUUUUAAUUGACUUAUAUUUUAAAAUAUUUUUUUCUUUUCACUGCAUUCCCUGCGUUUAGUUUGUAAUUUAUUUGCGUUAACCAAUUUAAUUUAAUUUUAAUUUCAAUAUAAUUUUAUACUUUCUUAAUGUUUAUAAUUUUACGGUUUUUUCUGUUGAUGUCUUAUGUUUUGCAACAACAAUGUUUGUACACAGCAAAUGAAAAUAAAAUUGUAUGCCAAAAAAUACGAUCAAAUAAUUGCAAAAGCGCUAAACAUCUUAUUCAAAAAAAAAAAAAAAUAAAUUAUAAAAUUAAAAAAUAAAAUAAAAAAUAAAAAAAAACUAUUUUAGCGCACCGCUACGCAGUCAGCAAAUGCGCCUUUUUACAAAGUAUUUUUCAAUUUUAUUAAUCUUAAUUUUUCAGAUUAUAUAUACAUAUAUAAUAUAUUUUAAUUUCAAUUUAUAUUAUUAUUUGAUUAAGUUAUAUUGCAUUAUACUCAACCCACACAAAAUUAUAUUUUGUCACCUUAACUUUUAGUGCAAAAUUUUUUAAUCAACCAAUUAUCAAGCCCAUACAAGGUAUUGCACCGUGUAGCAAUGAGGGCAAAAUAUAUGUAUAACGUUGGGUAAAAAAUCAAAAUUUGCAAUUUCUUCAGUGCACCAUUUUUCGGCUCCUGGAAUUUUUACACAGUAAGCCAAUAGCACAGAAAGAACUCUAGAAGCGCGCGAGAGGCAAAGUUGAAAAAUCUCUGGAAGUUCCCUCAUAAGUUGAAACUUUUUUUAAAACAUAGAACUGUUAACUUUAUUUCAAAUGAAAGCAAGAAUAAAAAAAUUAAAAUAGUUUUGAAUUCUUUGCAAAAUGAAAUUUUCAUAAAAUAUUUAUGUAUGGAAAGUAUCAAAAAAGUUAUUUUGGUUUUUAUAUGUAACAUUUUCGCAUUUUUUUUAUAAAUUAUUACGUUUUUCGUAUUUCAAUGCCAGAUGAGUUAAAAAUUUCUCAAAUUCAUUUACAUACAAAAUUGACAUACGAUGCUCUCUUUGCACCCAGCAGCUUCCGCCUAAGUUCAUCUGCAUCCUCACGUUUUUAUACGCAAAAUUUGAAUAAGAAAUUGUGUUUGCCCAAAUGUCUUAAAAAAAAAAAACUCAAACCGGUUUAGCCUCAUUUCAAAACGCAACUUUAAACACAUCAAAAAUUUGCAGAACAAUUUAAACUUUAUUAUUACUUUUAAUUUUAAUUAUAAGUUUGUGUUUUUAUUUUAAUUACGUUUUAAUUCAAUUUGUAUUUCCCACACAAAAGAAAGCAUCAAAAUUGUAUGGAAAAAGAAUAAGGAAAGUGCGCUAAAAAUCAUUAUGCGUGUAUUUGAAGCGACGCAAAAGAAAACCUUUAGACGACAGUGUUUUUACCCUUAAAUAAAAUAUAAAUUUUGAUUUUUGAA
Messenger RNA from Anastrepha ludens (Mexican fruit fly), 12271 nucleotides. It is a transcript of the gene elav, whose product is annotated as protein elav. The transcript has 3 exons. Gene Ontology annotation, molecular function: RNA binding. NCBI's taxonomy places the organism in Eukaryota, Metazoa, Arthropoda, Insecta, Diptera, Tephritidae. Gene Ontology annotation, cellular component: ribonucleoprotein complex. The record is from RefSeq and is a predicted model, not a curated record. The coding region runs from base 678 to 2018 and encodes 446 amino acids.